Penicillium alfredii is the source of this 978-nucleotide messenger RNA. RefSeq names its product putative glycerol dehydrogenase (GldB) (gene gldB). Gene Ontology annotation, cellular component: cytosol. The transcript is spliced from 2 exons. Gene Ontology annotation, molecular function: aldose reductase (NADPH) activity. Lineage: Eukaryota; Fungi; Ascomycota; Eurotiomycetes; Eurotiales; Aspergillaceae. Bases 1 to 978 code for a protein of 325 amino acids. The record is from RefSeq and is a predicted model, not a curated record.
AUGUCCUCUGGAAAGAUCUUUACGUUGAGCAACGGGGUCAAGAUCCCCGGUGUUGGCUUCGGUACCUUCGCUAGUGAGGGUUCCAAGGGCGAGACCAAGGCUGCUGUCCUGGCUGCCCUCCGUACUGGCUACCGUCAUCUGGACUGUGCCUGGUACUACCUCAAUGAGGAUGAGGUUGGUGAGGGUCUCCGGGAAUUCCUCCAGGAAAACCCCUCCGUCAAGCGGGAGGACAUCUUCAUCUGCACCAAGGUGUGGAACCACCUUCACCGCUACGAGGAUGUCCUCUGGUCCGUGAAUGACUCGCUCACGCGCCUCGGACUGGACUACGUGGACCUGUUCCUGGUCCACUGGCCCAUUGCCGCCGAGAAGGAUGGCCAGGAGAAGCCCAAGAUCGGCCCCGAUGGCAAGUACGUCAUCCUCAAGGACCUCACCGAGAACCCCGAGCCCACGUGGCGCGCCAUGGAGAAGAUCUACGAGGACGGCAAGGCCAAGGCCAUUGGUGUCUCCAAUUUCACCAUCCCGCAGUUGGAGCAGAUGGCCAAGUACGCCAAGGUGAUGCCGCACCUCAACCAGAUCGAGGUCCACCCGUUCCUGCCCAACGAGGAGCUCGUCAAGUACUGCUUCUCCAAGAACAUCAUGCCCGAGGCCUACUCGCCGCUGGGCUCGCAGAACCAGGUGCCCACGACGGGUGAGCGGGUCAGCGAGAACAAGACCCUCAACGAGAUCGCCGAGAAGGGCGGCAACACCCUGGCCCAGGUGCUGAUCGCCUGGGGUCUGCGUCGUGGCUACGUGGUGCUCCCCAAGAGCUCCAACCCCAAGCGCAUCGAGUCCAACUUCAAGAGCAUUGACCUCUCGGAUGCCGACUUUGAGGCUGUCAACAAGGUUGCCGAGGGCCGCCACUUCCGCUUCGUCAACAUGAAGGACACCUUUGGCUACGAUGUCUGGCCCGAGGAGACGGCCAAGAACCUGUCGGCGUAA